AUGGGCAGCGAAUCUCACUACUUGACCCAACUUUAUAGGGCCGCUGAAUCGUCGCCAGCUGCAAAAGGCUUGUUGGGUGGCUUAUUCGCGUGCUACGCUAUCAACAAGGCGAGCUCCUUAUUGUUUCACUACGUUCUCAAUAAUUGGCAUUCGGCAGAGCCAUGGAACUCCCAGCAAGAAUUGGUGCUCAUAACUGGUGGAAGCAGCGGUAUUGGAAAGAAAAUCGUCGAGGAGCUAUCGGAGAGGAAGGGAGGGGGGGGGGGUGUCAAAGUAAUGAUCAUUGACAUUAAGGAACCUGAAUCCACCCUUGCCCCAAAUAUCUACUUCUACGAAGCCAACGUUACAAGCACCGAUAGUAUCAAAGCAGCCGCAGAGAAAAUCAGGGCAAAGCACGGCCAUCCAACCGUCCUAGUCAACAAUGCCGGCGUCCUCACCAACGGUAUCAUUCUCGAUGAGCCAGAAUCCAUGAUUUGGAAAUCCUUCAAAGUGAACAACACCCUGGCCCAUUUCCUAACAGUCAAGGAGUUUCUUCCUAGCAUGGUGCAGCAGAACCGCGGCCAUGUUGUUACAAUGGCUAGCAUGGCUAGUUUUAGGACUGUUGGUGAGAUGGUCGAUUAG
Molecule: messenger RNA, 618 nt
Organism: Aspergillus glaucus CBS 516.65
Lineage: Eukaryota; Fungi; Ascomycota; Eurotiomycetes; Eurotiales; Aspergillaceae
Exons: 2
Coding region: 1-618 (205 amino acids)
Molecular function (GO): oxidoreductase activity, acting on the CH-OH group of donors, NAD or NADP as acceptor
Source: RefSeq, a predicted model, not a curated record